AUCCGCGCGACUCCAAAAAAGUCGACGACCGUCCCCCAGUGCGAGAACCCUCGCCUCCCCGACCCGUCCCUGUCGUCGCCAAGCACGCAACACGUCGCCCGCGCCCACCGACCGACCAUGUUUGGCCCGUUCCGCAUCACGAACCCGCUCUCGGGCGGCCUGCUGUGGAAGAUCCCCUGGCGGCUGUCCCGGUUCCAGAAGCGGCGGCACCGCCUGCGCCUGCGGGCCGUCGACGACGUCGUCGCGACGGUCGACGCCGCGCUCGCCAAGAAGGGGCAGACGCUCGAGGCGCUGGAGCGGUGGAAGGCCGAGAUGCCGACCGAGGCGGAGAUGCUGCCGCGGGACAAGUACACCAUGUUUGACCGCAAGGCCAAGAAGUAUCGCAAGGGCAUCCACAAACUGCCAAAGUGGACGAGAGUUUCGCAGAGAGUCAAUCCGCCGGGUUAUUAGUGGACAGACAGAUGGAUGACGGGGGAGUUUUACGACCUGGGCGACGACAGUUUUCCAUUGAGCGAAUGGUGAGGCAAAGGAUGCAACGGCCUCGGCUGUACAACAAUUGAUGGAGGCCGCUAUGGGAGAGCAACAAGGUAUUUGAGUCCUGGGCUAUAUGAUGGACAAGGGAGCGACUGUAAGACUAGACUCUGGCGCAAAGGCCGGCACAUUCCGCAUCGAACUAUAAUUUCAACAUGGAC
Purpureocillium takamizusanense is the source of this 692-nucleotide messenger RNA. RefSeq lists its product as uncharacterized. NCBI's taxonomy places the organism in Eukaryota, Fungi, Ascomycota, Sordariomycetes, Hypocreales, Ophiocordycipitaceae. The transcript is spliced from 2 exons. Gene Ontology annotation, molecular function: structural constituent of ribosome. The record is from RefSeq and is a predicted model, not a curated record. Gene Ontology annotation, cellular component: mitochondrial large ribosomal subunit. Bases 118 to 450 code for a protein of 110 amino acids.